Messenger RNA from Aspergillus chevalieri, 753 nucleotides. RefSeq names its product alpha N-terminal protein methyltransferase 1. Gene Ontology annotation, biological process: N-terminal protein amino acid methylation. Lineage: Eukaryota; Fungi; Ascomycota; Eurotiomycetes; Eurotiales; Aspergillaceae. Gene Ontology annotation, cellular component: cytoplasm. The coding region runs from base 1 to 753 and encodes 250 amino acids. The record is from RefSeq and is a predicted model, not a curated record. The transcript has a single exon. Gene Ontology annotation, molecular function: N-terminal protein N-methyltransferase activity.
AUGUCCAAGGCCACUGGCGAGGAGCAGACUCACAAUAAUGCUGCCUUCUCUGGGGUGGAUAAUUGCAUAAACUCUGCUGUUUCCAUUGAGUAUUGGAACAGUGUUCCCGCCACAGCAAACGGUAUGCUGGCGGCCUUGGGGGGUUAUCCAUGGUACUCGAGAAUUGACUUGCGAGGAUCUAAGUCAUUCUUAGCCAAGGCUAGGCGACUUGUGCCCACGUGCUCGACUGAAGGGAAGCUAUCAACAGGAGUCGACUGCGGUGCAGGAGUUGGCCGUGUGACAGAAGGCUUUCUCAGCCAAGUUUGUGAGACUGUUGAUGCGGUCGAGCCCGUGGAAAAGUUCACUCGGGCGCUCCGUGAGAGCACCUUAAAGGAAUCCGGAGUGAUUGAUGCUAUCUAUACAAUUGGUCUAGAAGACUGGCAUCCGGAGAAGAAGUAUGAUUUGAUCUGGACCCAGUUCUGUGUGGGGCAUUUGAAAGACUGGCAAUUGAUUGAGUAUGUGAAACGAUGCCGUGAUGCCCUGACUGCGACUGGAAUCUUGGUGGUCAAAGAGAAUCUCUCAACAGAUCCGAAUGGCGACGACAUGUAUGAUGAAUUGGAUAGCAGUGUGACCAGGACGGAUGCGAAGUUCAGAACCAUUUUCAAAGAUGCUGAAAUGAAUUUGAUCGUCUCAGAGUUACAGUUGGGCUUUCCCAAAACAACUAGGAGGCUUUUGCCGGUCAAAUUCUAUGCUUUGCGACCUAAAGUUACUUGA